AUGGCCCUCGGUGACUUCGAAAAUCUCGUGACCAUUGCGAAGGGCUCUUUCGGCGUCGUAUACAAGGCGGUGAGGAAGGACAACGGGCGUGUUUACGCCUUGAAACAGGUAAAUAUCACGAACAUGAACCGUGCCGAGCGGGAGGAGGCCGUCGACGAGGCCCGCGUCCUGGCGGAGAUGGACAGCAAGUACGUCAUCAAGUACUAUGACUGCUUCCUCGAGGAUGGCAAGCUGAACAUCGUGAUGCAGUUUGCACCCAACGGAACCUUGCAUAGCCGAUUGCACGCGCAACGCGGCCAGCCGAUGUCCGAGGAUAAUAUCUGGAAGUUCUUCAUCCAAGCUCUACUCGGAUUGCGUCACAUUCAUUCCAAGAAGAUCAUUCAUCGCGAUAUGAAGUCUCUCAAUCUCUUUUUCGAUGCCGGGGACAACGUGUUGGUUGGAGACUUGGGCAUCGCUAAGGUACUGAGCCCCAACACCCUUUUCGCUCGAACAAUCGUCGGAACGCCCUACUAUUUAUCUCCAGAGCUAUGCGAGGACAAACCUUACAACGAAAAGUCAGAUGUUUGGGCGCUUGGUGUUGUUCUGUACGAGAUGUGCACCGGGGGAAAGCACCCCUUCGAUGCUCAAAACGAGGGAGCCUUGAUUCGUAAGAUCAUGAAAGGUGUCUAUCCGCCUCUACCCGCGGGAAAGUUCAGUGCACAGCUUUCGGAUAUUUUGCGACUAUGUCUAACCAUGGACUAUAAGCAAAGGCCAGACACUGCAACUCUGUUAAGGAACCCAGCGUUGGCGAGCAGAGCUCGGAGCUUGUGCAUCGAACUCGAUCCUGAUGCAAAGAACGAGUCCCAGCGCCCGAGUGCAUCUUUUAUUUCGGCUGCGAACAUCAUGGACUCCAAUGCUAUCGAAUUGUACGAUCCGGCAGAAGGACGUAAAGCCAUUCUGUCAAAAGGGAUGGAACGGCAGCCUCUUGCCGAAAUGGUACCUACCACCUCUCUUUCUCAGCACUCAUGGGAGCUUCCGGCCAACCCACAUCUUCAGCAGCAAAUUCGCUCUUCGGAAUCUUCAAAGAUAGGAUCGCAGCGUGUACAUUAUCCAGGCGUCCCUCCGAUCGGACACGCCGGCGUGGAAGACGAUGUCGGUUAUCCUGAGCUGGAAGUGACACGCCCCGUGCAGGAAAAUCCGAUGCAAGCGAGUGCGCAACAGCCCCAACACCUUGCCACAGGUGAGGUGGCAUUGACUUCAGACGGAACACGAACCCAUUCAGAGUUGCAGGCAGCACCUCCACCACUCUCCGACUUAGUUGCAGCGAUCGAGGAAAGGAAACAGGCAUUAAAUGCCGCGAGGGCGAACGGCCGGGGUAACGCCGCCGCAGAGGUCUUUAAGUCUGGUUUUGACUGCACAGAUCCUUUCCUUGCACACCAGAUGGCAAAACUUGGAGUCAAUGCUGAUGAGUUUCAGGAAGCUGUAGCAGCGGCGGCCGCUGAAAGAAACCACGCGAUGCAUGCAGCUAAGGCGAAUGGUCGCGGCGCUAACGUUAUGGGACUCAUGGGAGGUUAUGGGGGUGAAGCGUCCUUCAAGGGGAAUGGAUACGGGCAGCACUUGUCUGGAGACGCACAGCAGCAAACUGCGAUGAUCGAAGCUGGACAACCCAUAAAGGCACGCUCACAGUCAAAUCGCCCUUACGAUUUAGAUGCGGACCAAAUGAGCGGGUCAACUUCCAGUUAUCGAACGGCUUCCAUGGAGCAGUCAGCAGCAGUCAGGAAUGCAAAGUAUGAGGCGCCAAAGUUUGCCAGGAAGCGGGCUACAGAUUUAAUGAUUACUGGGCCAUCGAUGCGUGCCUCAGGUCCGCCGUCGCGAGGCACCAGCGGGGGCAGCUCUGGCCGCGUAGCGAAUUUUGGAUACGCGGCAAGUUUGGUCGGUACUGAGUGCACGACCACGGUGGCACCCACAAGUUAUUACAAUCCUUGA
Micromonas commoda is the source of this 1965-nucleotide messenger RNA. RefSeq names its product protein kinase FA2, flagellar associated (gene FA2). Gene Ontology annotation, biological process: protein phosphorylation. Bases 1 to 1965 code for a protein of 654 amino acids. Gene Ontology annotation, molecular function: ATP binding; protein kinase activity. The transcript has a single exon. Lineage: Eukaryota; Viridiplantae; Chlorophyta; Mamiellophyceae; Mamiellales; Mamiellaceae. The record is from RefSeq and is a predicted model, not a curated record.